Messenger RNA from Diabrotica virgifera virgifera (western corn rootworm), 6688 nucleotides. RefSeq names its product kinesin-like protein costa (gene cos). NCBI's taxonomy places the organism in Eukaryota, Metazoa, Arthropoda, Insecta, Coleoptera, Chrysomelidae. Gene Ontology annotation, molecular function: ATP binding; microtubule binding; microtubule motor activity. The transcript is spliced from 5 exons. The record is from RefSeq and is a predicted model, not a curated record. The coding region runs from base 119 to 2983 and encodes 954 amino acids. Gene Ontology annotation, biological process: microtubule-based movement; mitotic spindle organization.
UUGUGAUUGUGAGCAACUGUUUAAGGGAAAUGUUUAAAUCUUACCAGAAAAUUUUAUUUUGGAUAAAAUUUUCAAAAUAUUUGAUAUCUAAUAUUUAAAGCGAUCUUUUUCAAACACCAUGGAAGUUCAGAUUGAAACGGCCGUUAGAGUUUGUCCGUUGGAAUAUAACAAUGGAGAAAUGGUCUGUGUUCAAACCAAUUCCAUCAAUAACACCAUUCAACUUAAUAAUCAAGUGUAUCCUGUAAAUUAUGCCUUGCCAACAAAUGCUUGUCAAAGUUCAAUCUUCUCCACAGCCGUUAUGCCAAUGGUAAAUCUUUUACUGGAAGGUUGUGAUGUUUCCAUAGUCACUUUUGGUCAAACUGGAACAGGAAAAAGUUAUACUCUGUUUGGACCAGGUUUUCAUUUUGCAGCAAGUGAGGCCGAACACGGUAUAAUACCAAGGUUUAUCAGAGAAGUAUUCACCAAAGUUGGACAAUAUAGAGAUAGAAGUUAUUCGAUUCACAUAACUUGGUCUCAAAUUUGUGGGGAGACUGUUCAAGAUUUGAUAGGUGGUUCCAGUGUGGAGUGUAUGGGAAUUUUAGAUGCGUUUAGGCAUAUUCAGAUAGGAUUGUCCAAUUUGACACCAAAAGGGGCACAUUCAUUAUUUACUUUAACUUUGGAACAGCAGUGGGUGAUUGAUUCAACUGUUCAACAUAGGAUAGCCACAGCAAGUUUUGCAGAUCUCUCCGGAAGUGAAAAAGUAAUGGUAUAUGGCAGCAAUGGCAUCAUGCAAACUUUACCUGUAGAUCCAGGAUUAAGAGCUCUUCAACAAUGUGUUGUAACAUUGUCUGAGCCUUAUGCCAAUCAAUUCAAUGUAGAACAUGUGCCUUUCAACCAAUCAGUGUUAACUACCUUACUAAGAGAUUCAUUUGGAGGACGGGCUAAGACUUUAGUAAUAUGUUGUAUAUCUCCUUUAAUUCAAGACUUUACGGAAACAUUGUACUCUCUACAACUGGCACUUAGAUGCAGACUGAUAAAAAACUUUGUAACUGUCAAUUCUUAUGUUACAUACGAAACAAUCCAGGAUAGUUUAGAUGUGUUUGGGUUGCAAUUUGCUGCCAACCAACUAUUUAAAUUAGUUUCAAAUGCCGAAGAACUAUUUCAAAAGCUGGUACUAAACGGAGGCCUAAAUCAAACUGAAGUGGACCAGAUUUCACAAUGGUUAACUUUAAAGCAAGAAUGCGAGGAAUGCCUAAGUGAAAAUUCAGAACCACAUAGAUCUUUAGAAAGAAUUGAAGAGGAAAUUGAAGAUAGUUCUGAAAGUGUGCUUAGUGAAAGUGAGAGUGUGCUUGAGGAAGAAGAAUCUCAAACGUUAUUUGAAAAAUUAGAUGGAUUAAUGGAUAAUUUUAGAAUAGCCACUGAUCAUAUUGUUACAGAAUGUAAUAAUACUGAUAACAGUAGUUCUGAUGAUACGAAAGAUACACCAAAUAGUUCCAGUAAUACUUACCAUUCAAAGGGAGCAAGAUGUAGAAGAGGUAGUGUUCAUUCUGUAGAUCUGUGGAGCAUAACAAAUUCCAUUAAAGUACCUGAGGAAGAUACUGUGCCAGAAGGUGACCCAAAAUCAAAUUCAUUAACCUAUGAGUCCAAGAAGAAAGUACUGAAACAAAUAACUGCCGCUAUACAAGGUUAUCAAAAACAAAUCAAUGAUCUAGAGCAGACAAUCAAAGUAAAACAGAAUCUAAUGCAGCAGUUGUUGCAGCAUAAAGAAACCCAAUCUCAUGCAUUUGUGAAAAUUGAUCAAAAAUACCAAAUACUCAAGAAAGACUGCGAAAAUAUAGAGUCCAAAAUGUUACAAGCUCAAAGUCAAAAAAAUCAUUAUUUAGAAGAACAAUAUAAAUCAGAAUUGGAACAGCUAGAAACUAAAUUAAAUAAUGUAAAAAGUCUAAAAGAUCAUAUCGCUGAGGAAGGAAAAAAAUUGAUGGACCUAAAAGGCAGUCUAGAAGCUUCAAAAAAGCAACUGGAAAAGUUAAAGAAGUACAAGAAAAAAGAGGAGAAAAGGAGGCAGAAUUAUGAGGUACAAAUUCGAGAUGAAGCGAGCAGAAUUAGUAAGUCUAAGGAUAGUUCGAGUAGCGAAAAGAAAAGUAAUGACAGUUUACAAGAUAUGCAACUUGUUCUUUGUUCAAAUAAAGUGACAAAUAAUUCAGAUAUUUGCAACUUGGCUGUGCCUGUUACCAGUGAAGAAUUGGAAUGUCUAAGACACGAAAUACGAAAUUUAAGAAAAACCAGAGAUUUUCUCUUAGACCAGAAACUCAAAAUGGAUAUAAAAUCACAAAAUAAAAAGAUAUUGAAUGAAUUUGAAGAACGAAAAUUAUUCCAAUACGAAGAAGCAAUCGAGGCCAUAGACUUGGCGAUUGAAUACAAAAACGAAAUUAUUUGCGGUCACAUUCCAGUCAGUGAGAGGGCACUAGAAAGAGUUGAAGAACAGGGAGACAAAUUACUGAUGGAUAGACUUAUGAAAUUAAGCGAGAGUGAAAUGAGAGUGUUGUUACAUAAAUAUUUCCAAAAGGUCGUAGAUUUAAGAAGCAGUAGCAAGAAACUUGAACUACAAGUAAUAGAAUUCGAAAAUCAGAACGAAAAUCUAGCAUGCCGCUUACAAAAUCUGAGCCACACUCUUCAACAAGUGCGACUAGAAGGAGAACGAAGAAUGGUUUUAAUGCAACAGCAGCAUGAGGAUAAGAUUCACAUAGUAUUAAGGCAUCUUGCUAACGAUGGCACAGCAGAUUCAGAUCAAGUAAUUGCUAGAGGCAUCGGAAGCAAAGUGAUACCAAGAACUAUCGGUAAUGGUAGCAAGCAAGUUGGUAAAAGCAGUAGUUUGAUAACGAGAAUUACAAGUAUAGCUAGGCAUGAAAUUGUACCGCGACAGUUGCAAUCUGUGAUUCCAGCGCCCCAGGCGAAGAUUACCAGGCAAAAGAACAAGUUGAUAAUCCAGCAGACCACAAAAUAGAUGGAAGAAUUUGGCAAAAUUUGAUUUUGACAUUAACUAAGUAGACAUCAUUUAGAUAGAAAUGAUGGAUAUGUAGUAGGGGUCAGAUUUGUAUCAAUGAUUUUGGCUUGUAGAUGACGUAAAACGCUGCUUUAAGGAGAUUACUAUUGAAAUUUAAUCAGUAUUACUAAGAUAAUAAUCAUUAGAUUUGUUAAAGAAUAUACAGGGUGUUAGUAAAUAAGUAUGAAAAACUUUAAGGGCUAAUUAUACAUGAAGAAAUAAUGCCGGUUUGCUCUAUAAACUAUGUCCGCAAAUGCUUCGUUUCCGAGAUACGGGGUGUUGAAAUUUUUAUUUCAAACUGCCAAUUUAUUUAUUGCUCUAAGACCAGUUGAGCUAUGAAAAUAAAAUUUGGUGAGUUUUAGGAGGUGGUUAUUGCGCAUUUUUUGACAUACAAUUAAGAAUUUUGUUUUCAUCAUUGGCGCGCAUACGGGUAAUAGUUUGAAUUUUUUUAAAAUAAGAAAUAGUAUGCCACUGAGAUAUUUAAAAUUAAAAAUUAUUUUUAAUAUUUGAUAAUAAAUUAUAAAUUUAAUAAUAAAUUUUUUAAUAAAUGGUCUGAAUUUUUUUAAGAAAAAAUAGGACGCCACUGAGGUUUGUCAAACUAAAAAUCAUUUUUGAAUUCCUUGUUCAAUUUACGACAAAAAAUCUUUCUUGCCCUUUUUUUAUACGAGGCGCCGUUUUUGUACAAAAAAAUAAAACAUCUUUACGCUUACAAAGUAUUUGAGGUAGUUUCCAUAUGCACAGAAACUUAGUUCAAAUACUUUGUAAACGUUAAGAUGUUUUAUUGAAGUUAUACUUCUUUACGAUCGAGGGUGAAAUUUUAUAAUUCCCUGGCGCAUGCGCAGACAGACAGUAUGCAGUUCGUUGCUAAUCUUUCAAAUUAUGUAUGUAUCAGCGCAAAUAAGUCAUUAAAAGAAUAUAUUAGUGUUCUUAGUAAAGGUAUUAUUUAUUACAAUUUUUGUGUCUUUGGAUUUGUCUUCCUCGGGCGUAAGAUAAUAAAAUAUCUAAUUUUUAUACUUCACUUUGAUCUAUUUGUCACCAUGAUUUGUAAUUAUAUCCGAUCCAGAGAUCGAGAGAUUGCGGGUUCAAAUCCCAGACGAUUCAUAUUCAUUUUUGAAGUUAUACUUCUUUAGGCACGAGGGUACAUUUUUAUUUUACUGGGCCCAUGCGCACACUGACAGUAUGGUAUAAACGUUAUGCGGGAUAUGAUUGAGUGUUAAAAUCAUCUGUCAAUAAUUGUUCAAUAUGGAGAUUUUGGAUAAACAAAUUAAUGUUGUGUAUAUUAGUUUUUAUUGUUGUGAUGGCAGAGAAAAAAGCAAGUUUAUAAUAUUGUAGUGACUUUUUAAAUAGUUUUUAAAAGCGACAGGUACGUAAUAAUUGUAAAUGUUUCAGUAUCCUAUUAAAAAAUUUCAUAGGUACCUACCUAUUUAGAAAAUUUAAAAAGAACCUACCAAAAUAGUAUGUAAUGCUUUGAUUUACAUAAUUUGAUUACCAUCAAAAUUUCUAUCAAUAUUCACCUAAUAUAUUGUUUUCUUACUGUAUGUUUUGUUGUAUUCUAAUAUUUCUUUCAAUUCUAAAUAAUUUCAAUUCAAAAUCAAAAUAAUUUGGUUAAAUUCAGAACCGUCAAAAGUUUAAUCCGUUUAGUUAGUUGAUCUUCGCACAUGAUGACACAUGGUCUCCGUGGGUAAAAGUUUAAGGUGAAUGAAUUUCAAUACUAACUGCGCUGAUAAGCGGGUUCGAACCCCAAUGGAAACUUUUAUUUUUGAAAUUAUACUUCUUUAGGCGCGAUUGAGAUUGAGGGUGAAUUUAUAUUAAUCUGCGCACAUGCGCACACCGACAGUAUGGUAUUAAUCGUUAUACGGGCUCUGAUUAGGUGUUGAAAUGAUCUGUCAAUAAUAAAUAAUUGUUCAAUAUGAAGGUAAACAAAUGUAUAAUAUAUUAGUUUUAUUGUUGUGAGGACAGAAACAAAAAGUUUAUAAUUGUAGUGACUUUUAAAUAGUUUUUAAAAGCAACAGGUACGUAAUAAUUGUAAAUGUAUCAUAGGUACCUACCUAUUUGAACCUACCAAAAUACAUAGUAUGUAAUACUUUUAUUUACAUAAUUUGAUUACCAUCAAAAUUUCUAUCAAUAUUCACCUAAUAUAUUGUUUUCUUACUCUAUGUUUUGUUGUAUUUUUUCAAUUCUAAAUCAUUUCAAUUCAAAAUCAAAAUAAUUUGAUUUAAUUCAAAAAUGUCAAAAGUUUAAUCCGUUUAGUUAGUCGAUCUUCGCACAUAAUGACACAUUGUCUCCGUGGCGAAGCGUUUAAGGCGAAUGAACUCCAAUACCAACCGCGCUGAUAAGCUGGUUCGAAUCCCACAUUUUAUAUACAUUUAUAAUACAUUUAAUAAUAUACAUUUAUGAUUGUAAGUAUAUUUAUUAUAUAAUUUUAUUUUCAGAAAAUACGUAUUUAGUUAAAAAAUUUUCCGAAAAUUAAUGUUUAGAAAUCAUUUGUGGCAUUUUUAAUGUGUUUGUGUGUGUUUUAUUCUUUUAUUAUUUUAAUUUUUGGCACUGUUUUAAUAAAAAUGUUUGAGAAGUAGUAAGUAUAAAUUAUUUUAAUAUUUAAAUAAAAUAUAAAUAAAAAGUAUAUUAAUUUCGUUUAAAUGAUAUAAUAGAAGUAUAACUUCUUACGUGCGUACAAAGUACACACACAUUCUUUUUUUAUACAUUUUAUAAUUGUAAGUUUAUUUAUUAUAUAAUUUUUUUUUCAGAAAAUACGUAUUUAGUUAAAAUUUUUUCCUACAUUGUUCAGAAAUCAUUUGUGGCAUUUUCAAUGUGUUUGUUUGUGUGUGUUUUAUUCUUUUAUUAUUUUAAUUUUUAGCACUGUUUUAAUAAAAAAUUUUGAGAAGUAGUAAGUAUUAAAAUUAGUUUAAUAUUUAAAUAAAAUAUAAAUAAACUGUUUAAAGUAUAUUAAUUUCGUUGAAAUCAUAUAAUAGAAGUAUAACUUCUUACGUGCGUACAAAGUACACACACACACACAUUUUUUUUAAUUUUUGGUAUUGUUAAGUUUUGGUUAGUUUUUGGUAAUUAUUGUUAAUUUUUGGUAUUGUAACUGUUAAGCAUAUUUAUUUAGUUGAAAUUAUAUAAUAGAAGUAUAACUUCUUACGCGCGUAUAAAGUACACACACAUUCUUUUUUUUUGCAUAAAACGGCGCCGCAUGUGAAAAAAGACCAGAAAGAUUUUUUGUCGUAAAUUAAACCAGCAAUUUAAAAAUGAUUUUUAAUUUGACAUAUCUCAGUGGCGUACUAUUUUUAUAAAAUUCUUCUGUAACCUCUAAAGGAGGUCAUUUUUAACAUGUGUUGUAAGUCUGCACCUAGUUAAAAACUUAUAUUAGUAAUAUUUUCUGUUAUUGUUCCAGUUUAGUAUUAAUUUAUUGGAUAUUUCUUAAUAAUGUAUUAAGAAAUGAAAAAUACGCGUCAAGAUGUUUUAUUUUUCUGCAUAAAACGGUGCACCAUGUGAAAAAAGGAAAGAAAGGUUUUUUAUCAAAAAUUAAACCUGGAAUUUAAAAAUAAUUUUUAAUUUGAAAUAUCUCAGUGGCGUACUAUUUUUUUCUUUAAAAAAAUUCAAACUGUUACCCGUAUGCGCGCCAAUGAUGAAUACAAAAUUCUUAAUUGUAUGUCAAAAAAUGCGUAA